Hydractinia symbiolongicarpus is the source of this 2536-nucleotide messenger RNA. RefSeq names its product IQ and ubiquitin-like domain-containing protein. Gene Ontology annotation, biological process: cilium assembly. The transcript has 16 exons. The coding region runs from base 97 to 2472 and encodes 791 amino acids. Gene Ontology annotation, cellular component: motile cilium; acrosomal vesicle. NCBI's taxonomy places the organism in Eukaryota, Metazoa, Cnidaria, Hydrozoa, Anthoathecata, Hydractiniidae. The record is from RefSeq and is a predicted model, not a curated record.
UUUUUAAACCGGGCAAUCGAGUUGAUGUAAACAUGUCGAGAUUUACCCGAAAACAUCAGAAAUGACGUUACUAUUUUUCCACUCCAGAUAAGUUUAAUGGAGAAUUCAUCUAGUGACAACAAAGCAAAGAUUUCAACUGGCGAAUUUAACAACUCUGAGCUCUCUAACGACAAUAACAAUACUGAUACUGGAAGUGAUGUGAGCAAUCUUGCAGAAGAACUUGCCAGAAACCAGACAGAAAAUGAGAACAUAUAUGUGGUUCAAGGUGAAACAGAAAACAUUGGUGGGGGUCACAAUGUUGAUGAACUGACAAAGAAUGAUGAGAAUUAUCUGACAGAAAGUAACAUAGAAAAAGAAGAACCAGUUGAUAUCAGUGUCAAUGUUCGAGUUGGAAGUGGAUCCAUUGAUAAUGAUGUUUUAGAGAGAACGAUUUUAACAGAAUCAAUUCAAGUACAAGAAGCUGCCACCGAUGUUAAUGCUGAAACUAACGUGAAUGAUCUUACUGAUAACACUGUGACAGGAUUUACUGAAAACAAAAAACAGACAGAAAACGAGAAUACAAACAAUGAUGAACAUGAAAAAGAAAAUAUUUCAGGAGAGAGUCACAGAGUUGAUGAGCUGAUAAAAAAUGACAAAAAUAAUCAGAAUCAAAGUAGUAUUGAAAGAGAAGAGUCAGUUGAUGCUUCUGUCUUUGUUCAAGCUGGAAAUGAAAGUAAUGUUUCAGUAUCAUUUGAAGAAAAUGAAGCAAUGAAAAUUCAACAUGAUUUUCUAAAUGAUGAAGGAAAGAGUCAAGUAACAAAGAAUAUAGUUGUUGCUGUAACAAAAGAUGGAGUUGAAAAGGAGCUGAAAGUGGAAAUAAUCAAUCGAUCUCCUAAAAAACCAUUUUUAGGUGGAUUUCGGCAUAAACUGACUGGUGCUGAAUAUCUAAAUGCAUCUUGUCAAGCUUACCCGAAAUUGUUUUUUUCCGAUAUUGAAAAAUACAAUCGGGAUACCCAAACAGUCAUCACAAGAAAUCAAGUUCAGCAAACUUUUAACAAUACCUCAACUCAAAUGACUAAACCUGGAUGUUACGUGUCCGAUGCCACCGACGUUGUAAGGAUUCCUGGUAAAUAUGUUACUGCUGAUGAACGAGAACGUAUGAUUUUGGAAAAAGUGAUAAUUCUUCAAUGUUAUUGGAGGAGAUGGUUAGCCACACAGUAUGUGAAGAAACUGCGAAAUGAUCGUGAUAUGAGAAUUCAAUGGGAAAAGGCUCAAGUAGAACAAAGAGCAGCUGAAAGAGCCCAACGUUUGCAGAAAGAGUUUGAAAGAAGAAUGAAGCCAAAAACUAAAGCCGACUUCGAUUUACUGUAUGCAGCACUUGAACGAUGGCGACGGGAAGAAACAGAAAGAAUCAAUGAAAUGCACUCAGGACCAGAAAGAAAGGCCGCUCUGAUUGGCUUAUUAGAGCAAGAGUCUUACCUCAUCCAAUCAAUUGAAAGACAUCGCCUAAAUGCGGAUCAAGAAAAUUCUGAUAAGAGAAUACGUGCUUUCUUAAAAAAAGCUGCGUCACCAAAGUUUUGGCGAGCAUACGAUGGAAAGAUGACAAUGAUGAACACACCGUUCACGUUAAGAGCGCAAGAGUUAAAUGAUUUGUAUAGUAGUUUACAAAUGAAAUAUUUAAACCAUGACGAAAGACUUGAUGUUUUGUUGACACUGAAACACACUGUUAAGGAGCAUGAAUGCAAACUCACACAGGACUUGAUGGAAUUGAUUGACCGAGAAGCAGAUUUAUUAACCAGAGGAAUAAAAGUGGAAAACCUUGAAGGCUUGCGACAACGAAUAUCCACUUUGUUUUUACAAUUCUGUAAAACACCACUCUUUAAUCCGGAAGCGGCACGGUUGCUAAAGGUUCCACAAGAUGCAUCGAGUUUACGGAAAGAUAUUUACUUUUGUCCAAGUUGUAAUUCAUACCUUACAUCGGCUGACUUUCCGCUCGCGUCCAACUCAAAAAUUGUUGGGAGAUGUAUCAAGUGCUCGCAACUCGAUAAUAACGCUCGAUUGAGACACGAUUUUACGAAAAUUCGAUGUAUUAUGCAACAUCUUCGACGCACCGAAGAGGCUUACAAUGAUCACUCGAAAUUCGCUUUUAUUAUUCAAGAUGCUGAUUUGCGAUAUUUAAUAGAAAAUAUAUGGAACUCUCAAAGUGCGCUCAGCGGUUUGGACGAUCUGUAUAAUUUAAUCUUCGUGCGUUGGAACAAGCAUGAGCACUGGUCGCCAUGGAAUUGCGUUUUGUUAACAAAAGAGGAAGCCAGUGCCCACACCAAGCUAGAGAAUGUAGUUGAGGCAUAUGGGCGAAUAUUUAUUGGCAAAGUUCAUCAGCGGCAUGUACUGGCGCGAAAAUAUUUUUCAAAACUUACGAACAUAUCAGAUGCAUUGGACAAAACAAUGGUACAGAAGUCAAAACAACAUACUACGUUAGCCUCCGUCUCUUAGGAUCACGAUCGUGUAAAAUUUUGUGUAUAUUACUAUUUUUAAAUACAAUAUUAAUAUAACUGGA